Messenger RNA from Phymastichus coffea, 7407 nucleotides. RefSeq lists its product as uncharacterized. NCBI's taxonomy places the organism in Eukaryota, Metazoa, Arthropoda, Insecta, Hymenoptera, Eulophidae. Bases 1 to 7407 code for a protein of 2468 amino acids. The transcript has 4 exons. The record is from RefSeq and is a predicted model, not a curated record.
AUGAAGAGUAUGAGAAAAGACGACACCGCAAACCAAAACGACCUCCUGAAGGAUUCUGUAGACGAAAAUAGGGCCCAUCUAAACAGACUAUGUAAAUGCGAUAGAAUUUUGUCGGAACAUGAAAUUCCAGAUCUCGCAGAAAAGACAAAACUUUAUUACGGGGAUAAAAAAUUCGACUUGGGCGCCGACCAUUGCAACGAUGAUAUCGAAGCCGAGUACAGGAAAUUAAUCGAACGACUCGAUUUGCCAAAAGAAACAUAUUCUAUGACAAUAAUCGAAACUAAAUUUCCAAAAUGCCUGAACUUUGGAGUUCGAUCUGGAACAACGCAUAUGAAUAUGCAGAAGUUUUCUCCUUUAUCGAGAGGUUACCAGGGCCCAGCAAUCGCCGUAGCAGCAAUCGCUACAUCGUUUCUAAUAAAGCCAGAAUGCUGGAACGAGGCUGUGAUCGAUCAAGUUGUCGAAGACGGUGAUAGCUUUUACAACAACUCUUACCAGCACCUGAAGAUAGACGACCGACGGGCAGUGACGCUGCAGCACUUGCAGCCGCACUUAAACAUACGCAACGCACACCGCGCGACCGUUCAAAUUAACGAUCCUCUUUACGCUGGAACUUUCAGGUCGGAGAGGCCGCAGGAUCUUCACGUGGCCAAAGCACUCGAGUUGCUUUUCCAGAAGCAAGACAUAUGCGUGCUCACCUCGCCGGUGUUGAACGUCGCCAUCUGGAAGUGCUGUAGGCAUUUCAACAUCUUCGAUGCCCAGCCGAGGUUCGACGAUGUAGAGAUCGACGACUCCAACACCGAAGGGACGGCCAAAUUAAUUUUUGUCGAAAAUAUGGCCGGUGUGCUGUUCAUAAUUCUGGAGAAAAGCGGAGUGCAGAACGAGUCGUACGUGCUUCACAAAGUAUCGGUCAGCAGCGUUAAAGAGCUUUCUGCUAUACCGGAAGAACCAGAGCAAGUUCUGGGGCCAGCAACACUCCCAGCGGACGGUUACUCGAUCCCGGAAACAUUCCGUGCAGUAGUGCGGGGAACUUAUCACGCAUAUCACCCGAAUAUACCAAAGGAAUUUCACGGUAGAAAUCAUCUCGUGCUCGCUCUAGCGGCUAUCGUCUAUUCGAAACUCUUGAGUGCCAACAAGUGGACGAAAUUCAUGAUCGAUCUGAUCGUCAAUCAGUCGAACAUCUAUCUCACCGACUUGGCACGUGUCCUAGGCAAGAGGCUCGACGACUCGUUCGAGAUGUCAGUCAGCGAGCUCUUGUGCGAUGUCGUUCUUGGCGUGUACACAGCCAAGAUAAAGCUCACCGAGAAUGUCGUGCCGGGAGAGGGUAAAAAAGGCAAGACAACCGUGAACGUCGGUACUCGCGAUUUCUUCAACGGCAACGCCGCCGGUAUCCUCGAAUUGAAGAAUACCUUCUACGCUAUCUGGAAAGAGAACAACAAGUACUACCUCCUCGAUCCUUUCGCGUGCGACGAGGAAGGCUUUCGCGUUGAUCCAACCGAUCCGGACGAGGCGGCUAGAUAUAACAAAGCUGCGUGCUGCGUAACGAUGAAUUCGUCGAUAAAUCAAUUGCUGGAGAUACUGUUGGAGAAUACGGAGACUAAAGACAAAGAUCCGUUCUUUAUCCAUGGCGUAAGCGUGUUGUACGUGAAGGCUGGCAUUGCAAGCGACGCUUCCGAUGAGAAAGUUGUGUAUCGAGAAAAAGAUACUAAUCGCAGACCUCAACCGCCACCCUCACCACCGUCGACCGUCGUUGACGAGUGCGUCACGGUUGUAAAACCGCAUCCUAUACCGCGGCCACGAGACGCUUUGGUAGAUUACGUGGCGCAAUAUCCGGAACUGAUGAGUCAAGUCGAGCUUUUCAUGGAUACGUUUGAUAACGCCGACAAGGACAAGCUCAAUGAAGACGACAUCGGCUACGAGAUCGCCAAUCCACAUCGACUGAUCCUGAGUGCGACGAGAAAUUGUGUGGACGCUGGAUUUCACGAACCGAGUAAAGGAAGGCAGGGUUUGAUUAUAGGCCUGACAGCGAUGGUAAAAGCUCGGUUAAAAAAUGAAGCUGAUUGGACCCACAGAGACGUCGAUCAAAUAAUUAUUGAAGGAAAUGCAGUCUACGGAAAAAUAGUUGCUUGGAUCUUCGAUGGCUCGGAAGGUGACCCUUUUGAAGAAACUGAUGAAGAUCAAGAAGAGGCGUCACGUUCUAAGCAAGAAGAACUCUCGGAAACUUUCGUUUCGGCAUCCCGUAUGUCCGAUAGCAUUUUUAUCAGAGGACUUAACAACAUAGAGUUCUCGAUGUUGCCGGAAAAAAUUAAAAUUCUCGAUGAAUAUAUUCGUUUGUCAUGGCAAAUUAGUGUUCUUGAGGGUGAGGCAAAUCCAUUGGCGAAUUUAGGAGAAGCUUUGGAAAAAUAUUUCGAUACUUUCAACGAGAUGUUGUUGGAGAAUAAUAAAUUGAUGUACGCAGUGUGGCUGCAGAGUGAUAAAUACUUUGUGUUUAAUCCAUAUGGAAACGAUUGUGACGGUUGGCGGAAUAUCACCGAGGCAGCAACGCUUUUUGUCGUCGACAGCAUUAAUGAACUAGUCAAUUUGCUCUACGGUUUAUUUGAAUUUAACGAUUAUUACUUUAAAUGCCAUUACGUUAAACUGAGGUUCCAAUCCGAUGAAAAUAACGAAUCGAACUCAGUUGAAAAUGGAUCUACAAUAGAAAGCUUUGAAAAAUUCAAAAUUAAAUUUUUACCAAUAACUGAAGAUAAUUUAAAUGAUAUGAAACCUGAUGAUUUAAAAAAUGAAGCAAUACACGAAACAACGAUUGAAGACGAAGAAACUGAAGUGAAUAACGAAACGAACUCUGCUUACGAAGCCAAAUCGUUAACACAGGAUUUGGAAAAUCUGUUUAAAGAUGUGGCAGAGACUGAACAAGGUGAAACUCCGGAAAGAUUGAAUCUCGCACUCGUAACCGGUAUCGUGAAAAUCGAAGAUUCAACUGAAAAUCAAGAGUACCAAGAACAUCAAAACGUAUAUUAUGAGAAACUGAAGUACAAGCAUCCACCUCCGUUUGUUAUACCGCCAGCCAAAAAUCUGUGCAACCUUUUGGACAUAAAAUUAGCCUCAAAAUCACGCCACUCUUUGCUUUCGAGGUUUUCCAUUGAUUCAAGACUGGCUAUGAAAGAAAAAGAAGAUAUUUCUGAUGUUACCAUAAGUACCGUUGACAAAUCCAAACUAAUCAAUUUGCCACGAAAAAAAUAUUUUUUCUCCAAGAGUUUACCGGAUGGCUUGACGCCUAUUCGCGCGGUCGACGAGCAAUAUAUACACGACAAGAUUGCCGAGGAAGUGCUGGAAGAAGAGUGCAAGCGUAAACAAAAAGAGAAGGAAAUCGAGAUGAUUGCGCAAGUUGUGCCUGACGCACCAACCGAUUGUAUUUUGCCGAGUAUCAUUCCAGUUGGGCCGUGUAUAAUGACUCCAAAGUUCAAUCCCAAACCUCGCGCUUGUCCAGAAAAACAAGAAAAGAGGUGCUCGUUGUCCGAAAAGCAGCAGGAGGAUGUGGUAUUGCGAAAACUGGUUUGCAGCACCGAAAAUUUGCUACUGGAACUAGUUGUGCCGGAAGCGCAAGAAACACCCGAGGAAUGCCCAAAAACCGACAAGUGUGCGGAGGUUGGCGAGCCGGAUGACGGGCAAGUCGAUGGUAAAUGCUCGGAAAUUCGUGGUUUCGGCAAAACGGACGAUGAGAACGUCGGCAUUAUCCUAGCAAGCAAAUGCUUACAAGAUCGCGAGACAAUAGAGUCAUGUCACUACAAAUCUUGCUACUUCUCGGCAAUCCUCUGCGUGCUGGCCAAAAUCAACGUGGACGUGACCGAGUUUCACGGUGGCUUCCUCGAUCGAAUGAUCGUUGCGACGAAUAAGAUCAGUGAUGUAACGGGUAAAUUCCGAUACAAGAUGAUGCGCUGCUUUCGGAAUUUCAACAUCCUUGGCGCGCGUUGCAACGUCAUUCUGAGACAAACUCGCUACGCCGAUCCGGAUAAUUACGAGCCAGACGCGCUCGAAUUCCUUUUACCGAGCUUCCUCGAUAAGAAUCAAACGGGAAUUUUGGUUUUUGGAAACGUUGCUUAUGCCUUCUGGACCGCCAACGGCAUCUACUAUCUAUUUGAUCCAUAUUCUUGUGAUGAGAAUGGUCGAGCUGCUCCUGGGGGGCAAGCGUGUCUCAUGGAAAUCUGUGACUUUGAUACCUUCAUCAAUCGAAUUAUCGAAAAUACUGGAGAAGCUACUUGCCAAUCUUACAGACUAUAUACCAUCGCGAUAUCACAUUUGGAGCAAAUAAAGAAGCGUAAGCCGAGAAGAAAAAAGAAAUCUUGCUGUGAAUUGCCAGUUGAGGAUGAUCAACCGUCGUAUGCUGACGAAUGUUGCCCUCCGGAACUCGAGAAAAGUGAAUCGGAAACUUCGUUGAUCGAAUCGUCGGAUUGGGUGAAAAACGAUAUAACUGAGAUUCCGACUUACGACGGUGCCUGUCCAGGUUUCACGCCGAUCAAGAACUACAACGCUUCAGCGAUCGAGGUAGAAAUUUUGGAAAACGAUAUCACUCGACCAAUCAUGGCACCUUUCAAACUCGAUGAGAACUGCAAACCGUCGAGGCAAAUACCGUACGAUCGCAAAUUUUUCGAAAACUCAGUACUCGCCGAGCCGAUGGAUUUAUGCGUAAUGGCUUGGGCUCAGAUAUACGAGCCACCGGCUUGGAGUACCAAAACAAUGCAAGCUCUCUUCGAAGCGAGCAGAGAAUACGCUUUCGAUAGCUUACUGACUGCCGAGGAUACAACGGUUACAAAAAUGUGCGACGAUGUGCUGACAGAGUUCAAUAUUGCCAAUUACAAUUUCCGAGCUGUCUUCGCUCCAAUGCACGCGGGUGUGUUGUACGCGGACGAAGGUUGGAACUUGGCGAUGUCGUUGGAAAAGAUUUUUGGCUCGACAGUAUAUACCGGCGCCAUCAUUGUGUGUGGAGAUGCGCAUAUUGGCGUUAUGAAAAAUAGAGAUAAAUACUAUGCCUGGUGGCUGCUUGAUAGAACGAAAAAUAUCAGGAUGGUUGUUUCGGAUGAUAUGGUACACUAUUUAAAGCUUAUAGUCAAAGAAAUCGGUCAGCCUGAAGAAGUGGAUUUCAAAAUUAGAAUUAUCACGAUAUCUUACACUAAAAUUUAUGGACCAGACUGCAGCGAUCUUGAUGGUCUACACGAGUCGAUGAUGCCCUCGUCUUCAUUAGCGAAAAUCCACGUAAAUGAUCAAGAAAAUGAUUUCGAUGCAGUUUUCCGCCCCAUCAACUGUCCGAAAAAGCCUUUACUUAUAUUCGGAAGCGUUGCGCUGAAUGAGCGGGAUACUGUGACUGAACCAUACGUAAAACGCUGUUACUUUGUUGCGGUGUUUGCAGUGAUGCUCAAGAGAGAUAUCAUCCAAAAUCCCUUACCUGGGAUGGUAGACAAAGUUCUAGAGCUCGCCGAAUGUAUCUACAAAUUAUGCGAGCAGCCAAAGUAUCACACCGAGCACAUCCUCAAAGACGUGUGCUUACUGGGUCGCGCGUUUGAGCUUCGAGAUUGCGCUUCUCAACUAAUUUGCUUGCAGGGUCAAGUUGAUAUGAAUGACAAAAAUUUUAUCGCUAUCGUGAAAAAGCAUCUCGAGCGGCACUUGAAAAAAUCAACGAGUGGUGUUAUACAUUUCUCGAAUUGCUGCUACGGUUUUUGGUACUCGAGAGCAAAAUGUUGUUACUAUUAUCUAGAUCCUUACUAUUGCGACGAAAACGGAAAAAGAGUUCAUUUGCGAGGCAAAAGUUGUCUUUUCAUGUUUCCAUCUAUUUGCGAAAUGGUCAAGCAGAUGUGUUUGAAUAACUUUGAAGAAACUACUGGCUUCUUUAUUCACCAAAUACAUGUGGAAUCGGUUGAUUCCUCGGCUUGUCCCAAAUUUCAAGAGGAUCCAGUCUGGAUUUAUUUAGAUAACCAUUGGAGUUACAAUCACGUUUCGAAGCAGAAUGCUCCAAAAAAGAAAACAAAAGAACUAGAAACGCCAAAAGAAGUAAAAAAGCCUAUGUUCAAAAACUACUUAAUAGAAAUACCAAAUUCGAUAUACUCUAUUUGGGGCACUCUGAGUACUUUCGAUACGAAAUUUGGUUUACACGCUGGCAAGAAUCAAGUAGCUAUAUGUAUUGCCGCUCUGGCCAUGCAAAAUUUAUGUCAUCCAUCUAUGUGGAGUACUAGCGUUCUGGAUUCGGCGGUUAUUUGCGGCCACUCUUACUACAAAGACAGCCAAAAAAUCCCACUACAAUCUCGCAAUCAAUUUAGUUUGACCGACUGUUUGAAGAUCACACCUUACUUCUGGGAUUUGGAAUUUUCCUCCGAUAUGUGUGGAGUACUUUAUUGCAGUACCGAUCAACCUAAUCUAGCAGAAACGAUGGAAAACGCAUUCAAACGUUUCGAAAAUCUGUUACUUCACUGUAAUAAAAAGUUCGUUGCCCUGUUGAAAACAUCCGAAGCCUUUUACGUUAUUGACGCAUCAUGGACAGGACCACCGUUAUUCUCGGAAAACCACGGAGCCAUAUAUGCAAUCAGAACUAGAAAUCUAAACAUGCUAGUUUACGUGGUUACGAAAAUCCUAAACACAAAUUACCGACUUGAAUUCGCAAUAACACCAGUGAACUUGUUUUUCAAGCAAGAUGACUGGCAACCGAGCGACUCAAAUUCCAAAAUCAGUCGCAAAAAAUUGUUGGAUAAGCCUGCUCGCCAAUCACCAGGAACUACGAUCAAUCAUGCCUGUCUCGUCAACGGAUGCGACGCUGUUCCAGACGAAGAUUCCUACUUAUUAUACAGUAAACACUUGAAAUUAGGUUUGAGUCGAGGAUUAGAGCUGGAAUGUGCUCCGGAUUUAUUAUUAGAAACUGUCUCAACUAAGAAAAUAUGUGGUAGAAGAAGACCACAAAGCUGUUGUGCACCGAAACCUGGAACGAAGUUGACUAAAUCAAUUUCCAGUAUUCUGAAUAAAACUGUUGGCUACCCCAAGAUUUUGAACUUAAUAAAAAAUAUUCCUGAUGAGUGCUUCCCACAACGUGGAAAAACCCAUCCUAAAAUUGCUUGUGGCCCUAAAAAAGAUUCAAUAAUUGAUGAAAAAAUUGAAAAAGUACGUGGAUCAUGUCAAACAAAAAAAGAAAUCGAUGUUAGGAGUAGCUUUAUUUAUGAAGAGGAACGAGAAAUGUUCCACAAGUAUAAUGCGGAAUUGAAAAAAGAUAUCUAUCACAAUUAUAAGCAUGGACAAAAAGAAUUUAAGAAAAUGACUUCAACUUUACUUUCAUCGACAAUGAUAGGAUCCGCGUCAGCUGAGUUUAGUGUAUUUUCACAGUGUAGUGAACAAAUGGAAGAAGAACCCGAAGAAAGUAACAUACAGGAGUAA